Drosophila willistoni is the source of this 2036-nucleotide messenger RNA. It is a transcript of the gene Mco4, whose product is annotated as laccase. The record is from RefSeq and is a predicted model, not a curated record. Gene Ontology annotation, biological process: iron ion transport. Gene Ontology annotation, cellular component: plasma membrane. NCBI's taxonomy places the organism in Eukaryota, Metazoa, Arthropoda, Insecta, Diptera, Drosophilidae. Gene Ontology annotation, molecular function: copper ion binding; oxidoreductase activity. The transcript is spliced from 2 exons. The coding region runs from base 70 to 1983 and encodes 637 amino acids.
UUAGACGUAAGAAGAAUUUCACAAAGGAUAAUAACAUCAAUAAUAAUAAUAACAAUAACAAAAAGAACUAUGCGAUUACAAACUAGCUUAGUGCCAACUAUAAUGGCCUUCAGUUGCUUGAUUACAGUGCAAAUCUAUGGCAUACAAGAUGCAAGUGGCAAACGAAUUGUGAGCAACUAUGAAAGGAUUAAAGAAAUUUAUCCCGAGGUGGGCACUGGCAGUGAAUCCUCACAGUGGCGUUCCGCUGACAAGGGCAUGCCUCAUCCAUGCCGACGAGAUUGUGUGGAUCAGGUGCCGAUGACCUGCUAUUAUUAUAUGGUGGUCCACUAUGACGAAACAAUGUCAGAGACAUGCAAGCGUUACUUACAGUCCAAGUACAGAUAUAAACUGAAUGGCAAGCAAUUCAUCGAUGGCAUCUUGCUGGCGGAAACGGAGCCCAAAGUCGACGACUGCAAAUAUGCUGACGGUGUAGAGUCUCAGGUGAUGGUGGUCAAUGGUCAACUACCAGGACAAGCUAUUGAGGUUUGCUAUGGUGAUACUAUAGUAGCGGAUGUAAUUAACAGUUUGCACGAUACGACAACCAUCCAUUGGCAUGGCAUGCACCAGCGCUUGACACCACAUAUGGAUGGAGUGCCGCAUGUGACUCAAUAUCCUAUUGAAGCGGGCCAGGCUUUUCGUUAUCGCUUCGAGGUAGACCAUGCGGGCACGAAUUGGUGGCACAGUCAUACCGAGCAUCAGCGCGCCUAUGGCUUAGCCGGUCCACUAAUCGUACGCCAGCCGUUUCAGAAUAAUCCGCAUGCGCAUCUUUAUGAUUUUGAUCUUUCAGAGCAUAUUAUCAUGAUCCAGGAUUGGGUGGAUAAUUUUGAUGAAAGUGUGGCCGAAAACAUUCUCGUUAAUGGUCGCGGACGUAAUCUUAAAAAAAACAACAAGUCCAAGGCGACUCUAUAUUCCCAUUUCUCAGUUAUACGGGGUGGUCGAUAUCGUUUUCGAGCCAUUUUCAAUGGGGUCUCCAAUUGCCCGAUUAGCCUAAGUAUUGAUGACCAUGAUUUGGAAGUCAUUGCAAGCGAUGGCAAUGACAUUGAGCCAGUAAUUGUUCAGAAGAUUAUGUUCCAUGGUGCUGAAAGAUUUGAUUUUGUAUUACACGCUAACCAGGAGGUAGCAAAUUACUGGAUCCGCAUCAAGGGAUAUAGUUUCUGUGCCAAAAAUCAGUUACAUCAGGAGGCUGUGUUACAUUACCAGGACGCUGAUGCCAGAGCCCUGGACACACGAACCCUGACCUAUGCCUACGAUGCUCCAGGUAUUAUGUUGAAUCAGCUAGAAGAUGGCAGUGCCGAAAGCAUAUCGCUUGCUUCCCUCAACUCACAGUACUCCAAUUUAAUGCAGCAACCGUCUAUGACAUACUACACCAGCAUGAAUGCCUAUGAGCUGCGAGGUGAGGGCUUCCGUUUUCAGAUGGAUGACAUUACCUUUAGCAUGCCCAAAAUGUCCCUGCUUCAGACACGUAAUUUGGGCAUUGGCCAGCUAUUCUGUAACAAUUCGCAGCAGGCGGCACUAGGAUUAAAUUGCCGUCAGCGCCACUGUAAGUGCUCUAAUGUAAUUCACGUACCGGCCUAUAAGCAUGUUGAGUUUGUCAUCUCGAGCAAGUCCAAUACACCGCAUCCCAUUCAUCUGCAUGGAUAUACUUUUCGCGUGGUGGGCAUGGGUACUCUGGGUGAGGAGCGUGUCGGUCAGAUUGAAGAAAUUGAUCGUCGCACUCCGCUCCCACGACGCGGACAUGGUCCCCUUAAGGAUUCGGUGCAGGUGCCAGCCUUUGGCUAUACAAUCAUUAGAUUUUACACAGACAGUCCAGGCUAUUGGAUGUACCAUUGUCACAUCUCACCACAUUCGGAGAAUGGCAUGGCGGCAGUGGUGCGCGUAGGCGAGGAUUUGGAGAUGAAGAUGUGCCCUGUCAGCAAUUGCGGGUUGUGCAGUUCUGUGGCGUGAGACUGACAAAUUCGGAAUAAAUUUAUUUGUAUUGAAUAAACUUUUUAAACAUU